AUGAGUUCUGUAACCGUGCCUAAAAAAUCAAAGGAAGAAAUGAACGUAAGACUGUUACUUAAUAAAUGUGAAUUAAUUGCUAAACAAGAACCACUGGAUGGGAACUGGAGACUGAAAAAAUACGUGGAAGCUUUAAGUGAAAUGAUAACGGAAUUAAAGACCGCACCAGAUAAGCCAUCAAAGGAUUUGUUAAAUGAAUAUUCAAAACGUGUGGCAUUUUUAAAAGGGCUGAUCCAAACAGCAAAUUUAAAUAGUCCUAUUGAGAAGUUGGAAGCUGUGCAGCUCCUAUCACAUGGGAUAGCUACUGUGAGCACAGAAGCCUCUGCUCAGGAGAUUCAUCAGAAAACAGUUGCCAAGUAUGGUGUUGAACUACGAUCUGAAUUAUUUGGAUUGGAAGAUAGUGAUGAGGCAUUACGUAAACGGAAUAUUAUUAAAGCACCAAACUUCACCAGCAACAGUACGAGCCAGGAAGACAUUGACUCCUUGCUCAAAUAUCAUCAGAAUAUGCAAGAGAAGGUGGCCGAGAAUAUGGUGUUGCUUACUAAAAGCUUGAAAGAGCAGUCGCAAAUUGCCAGUACUAUUAUUAAAGCUGAUACUGAGGCUCUGAAAAAAUCUUCAGACCUAACGGAUCGUAACGUGAUGUCAUUGAAAGUGGAAUCUGAGCGACUCCAAGAACACAGCCGUAGUGCUUGGAAAUGUUGGCUGUGGAUCAUGUUGGCGGUAGUGAUGGUCAUAUUUAUUAAUAUGGUAUUGUUUAUGAAAGUCAUGAAGAAAAGAAAAUAUUAA
This is a messenger RNA of Parnassius apollo (apollo), 786 nucleotides long. The record is from the annotation of a GenBank genome assembly. NCBI's taxonomy places the organism in Eukaryota, Metazoa, Arthropoda, Insecta, Lepidoptera, Papilionidae.